CACAGCUGGUUCAACAGGAGGACAAGCUCCGCCUCCACCACGCCGCCGCUGUCUGGAGAGGGGGGGGCCUCAGAUGAGUAACUCCACAGCCGGUGACGUCACGCGGCUCGGUGGUCAAACAGGGAAGUGCGGAGACAAACUUCCGCCUCGCUCCGACUCACCGGAGGUCUCCACCGGCCGGAGCGUCGUGUCUUCGGGGCCGCGAAGCUGCGCCCGGUGUCCGGGGAACCCGACCGGGCCGGCGGGUGUUACCGGGCCGAACGGGACGAGCAAUACACGUCCACCCGGGACCGGGACCGGGACCCUUUCCUUCCUGCACCGAGGGUCGGGAGGAAGGAGGACGGGACGGUAGGACGAGCGGGGAUGAGGACGGACAGCGGGCAGGAGACAUGGCCGAAGCCCGGCCCGAGCAGGAGGACCCCGCGGGGCGGGAGCAGGUGGUCCGACGGCCGCCGGGCGGCGCCGCAGGACGUCCCGACAGAAGGAAGCCGGAGCAUCGUCACAGCCAGGGUCCUCUCUCGUCCAUCAGAGCAGUCAUCAAGAGAACCGCCACCAGGUCCACGUCCCUCGCCGAGCCCUCCAGGGACAGAGACCGGGACAGAGACAGGGAGCGAGACAGGGACAGGGAGCGAGCCAGGAGGCGACCAGAGAUCACCAUCCUGUCGGCGGAGCCGCUGUCCUCCGCCCCCUGGUUCCCCGGCGCCUCGGCGGGAUUCCCGCCUCCGCCUCCACCCGCGGCUCAGAUCUGGGGACCCACCAUCCCUCCGUCAGUGCAGCCUCCUCCGUCCUAUGAGGAGGUGAUCAGGGAGAAGACGCAGGAGCAGGUUCUCCUUCCUCCUCCGUCCUCCUCCUCCUCCUCCCUGAUAACGAUCUCCACCCAGACGGACACGGGAUCAGGCCCCCACCCCGAGGACUCCCCGGCGUGCAGAGGACCGGUGAGGCCGCCGCGGCCGCCGCUGUGCCGCCCCCCCCGGCCGCCUCCCCUUGAUGACAUCGCCCUCGCAGCCAGCCGAUCCUCGCCCGACCUCCUCGCCGAAGCCUGCCCGCCCUCGACCUCCGGCGCUCCGACUGACCAACGGGAUCACCCCCCCGGCGCGCCCACCCCCCCCACCACUCCCGAUCCGCCGGAGCGUCCCAGGCCACGGCCACGCACCAGGCUCGCCGCUCGGCCCGCCGCCAGCGACGUCAGGGUUCAGACUCUGGUGAAGCUGCGCGAGGACGGCGCGGCGACGCUAGCCGCCCUCGCGGGAGCUGCCGCUGACCAGGAGGCGGGUCGGGGGAAGUACCUGCAGGAGCUGCUCGAGGCCUUCAGCACGGACGACUGGGGCUUCCCUGAUUGCCGUGGCGACAGCAGCGGGGACAGCCAAUCAGAGGGCGAGGAGGAGGAGGAGGAGGAGGACAUGGCCACUCUGAGAGCCAGGAUUCUUGCCUUCGAGCAGCAGCAGGGGGCCGAGGGGGGCGAGGAGGGCGGAGACGUUGCCGCCGCAAAAAGACCCGAACCUCGGCCACGCCCUCGUCUCCAGGGGCAACCGGCCAAAUCUGUCCCGCCCACUGUUGCCCCGAAACCUAAAAGCCUGCCGCAGACCCCCAAGCCGUCCAGCAAGGUAUUCUGGGAGGACGCAGGUUUGCCGGAGUCGAGUCUCACCGAGGCACAGGCCGCGCCCCCCCCGACAGCUGCUCCGCCCCCACCCUGCGGCAACGCCGAAAAACCCUCCGUCCCGCCGAAGCCCACGGAGCCCUCCGCCCCCGUCGCAGCUCCCAGACCCCCGCCGCCGAAAUCCGCCUCCUCCACCGGUGAGCCGGCCAACCCCAAACCUCCGCCCCGCCCCCCGGUGGCCCCCCGGGUCGGCACCGAGGCUCCGCCCCGCGAUAAGAGCACCGCGGCCGAGCCCGCCCCCCCGACUCUGCCCGCCAGACCCUCUGUGGAGGCCGGGACAGGAGACCAGACGGAGACACGGGACGCCGACAAGCAAACUGUGAAAGUAGGAAGCGUUCGUCCAGGAGUCCCGACCAAACCAGCAGCUCUGACGUCACCUCGCAGGGCCAGCGCUCCAAAUCUGGCCCCCAAACCGGCAGCUGCCGCCGCGGCCCCCCUGACCCCGGCCCCCCCGACCGACGGCCUCAAACCUCCGGCUCCGGCUCUGAGGAAGGGCCCCAAGCCGGAAAGUGCCACCGCAAGCCCAAACCCCCCGGACCCCCCCCUGCCUCCACGGCCUUCCAGCGCAAAGCUCCUCCCCCUCCGUCCUCCGCCAAUCAAAUCCACUCCUGGUCGACCUCCGCCUCCAACCGUCAGCUCGGCGCACUCGGCCAACCAGACGGCUCCUCCUCCUCCGGGCAAGACAGGCCCCGCCCCCUCGGCCAGCCAGUGUUCGUCUUCACCGACCCCCACGUCCCGUUCUCCCGUAUCAGCCAAUCAGAUGCAGCCUCAACCAGCUUCAAAGAAAGGGCCGCCUCUGCCCCCCCGCCCAAAACCUGGACACGCCCUCUACAACAGCUACGUGAAACAGGAAGUGCUGAUCGUCCUGGACGACCCGCCCCCCUCAGAGCACCCGGCGGGGGAAGGGGGGAGUCGAACCGCCGUCGACCCCCCGCAGUGUCUCCUGGACGUGGACACCCAACCAGAGGCGCCUCUGGACCGGGACGGCCAAUCAAAACCCUCCUCGGAGGGCCUCGGCCUAUCAGAGUCCCAGUCCAUUUUACCUGUUGAGCCCAAAGAACGGCCCGACCCCCCCCCUGUCAGCGGCCCCCGCUGCGUGGCCCUCUUCGACUACGAGGGCGAGGAGGAGGACGAGCUCACCUUCUCUCAGGGCGACGUCGUCCGCCUGCUGCAGCUCAUCGGGGCCGAGUGGGGGCGGGGCCAAAUCCACGGGCGGGUUGGCGUGUUCCCGCUGAACUUCGUGGAGGUGGUGCAGCCGCCCGGCGGGGAGCCCGCGGCGACGCUGGGCGCCGUCACGGGACCCACCGGAGCCGAGACGCCCCCGGACCCCCCCCCUGAGCAGUGGGCCGAGGCGCUGUACGACUUCCCCGCUCAGACCGCAGAUGACCUCUCCUUCCACAAGGGGGCGCUCAUCCAGGUGACGGAGCACCUGGACCCCCAGUGGAGGAGGGGGAGGCUGGAGGGGAGGGAGGGCAUCUACCCCGCCGCCUUCACGCAGCGCUGUCAGGCUCAGCCAAUCACAGGCCAGCAGACGGCGGUUAAAGGAGUGGCCAAGUUCGACUUCACAGCUGAGGGCGAGGAUGAGCUCACCUUGAAGGUUGGUGAUGUCAUCACGCAGGUGGAGUUUGUGGAUGAGCAGUGGAUUCUGGGAGUUGUGGACAAGAGGCGAGGGAUUGUUCCUAUAAACUACAUUUCCCUCCUCGAUGAGACGCUUCAGUAGCUCUGCGGCUGUUUCUAUUUUCAUUAUUUCCGAUAGUUUGCUGACUAGACGGAGGAGCUGCAGUCGGUGUGCACGCACUCAAUAAUCUCCAUAAUGCUUUAAAACACAACAAAAAUGACAUAUAAGGUAAAAUAUCACAAUACAACUUCAAUAAUGUCCUAUAAUUCCUAUUGUAACACAGUAAAUGUGUAAAGACAUAUAUUUGGUGUCUUUUUUCUUGCACAGAUUGGCAACAUUUUAAAACAAUGACCACUUAUAAACACAUCAAUAAACCAGUAAUCACAUUAUAAUAAAUGAUUUAAUGUGUUUAUGGGAGUUUAAUCUGAUCCUCGCCUUAUAAUGUGUGAGUUCUGUCGUAAAGCAUUAUUAUUAUUUAUAAAGACGGGAAUCUAAUAUGAUUUAUGGACAUUUGUAUGUAUAAUAACAUACAAACGUCCGUAAAUCCACUUUUCACUUGUUGCACCUGAUGAUCUGAUGUGUAGCAUUUAUUAACAUAACUGACUGCGGGCAGAUUAUAUUGUUUGUGACGUAUGAAAUGUUUAAACAUUUUAAUCUUUUUAGACUAAGCUUCAGAUUUCUACAUCUGUUUAACUUUAGGAUCAAAGGAAGACGUAUGAACGUAUUUCUGAGACGCUCAAGACAAAUGUUUAACAUCUAUUUCCUGUUUGCUUAAAUUAAAGAGGCGACUCAUUAGAAGGGAAAUCGAACGUCGCCUUCGUAUUGUGAGUGAAAUACGAGAAUCUGUUUUUAACCUUCAAACUUUUUAACAAAUAAAACUUUCAGACAUUUCAA
Gasterosteus aculeatus aculeatus (three-spined stickleback) is the source of this 4169-nucleotide messenger RNA. RefSeq lists its product as uncharacterized. Gene Ontology annotation, molecular function: protein binding. NCBI's taxonomy places the organism in Eukaryota, Metazoa, Chordata, Actinopteri, Perciformes, Gasterosteidae. The record is from RefSeq and is a predicted model, not a curated record.